Poecile atricapillus (Black-capped chickadee) is the source of this 1690-nucleotide messenger RNA. It is a transcript of the gene UBE2B, whose product is annotated as ubiquitin conjugating enzyme E2 B. The record is from RefSeq and is a predicted model, not a curated record. The coding region runs from base 88 to 546 and encodes 152 amino acids. Gene Ontology annotation, cellular component: HULC complex. Gene Ontology annotation, molecular function: ubiquitin conjugating enzyme activity. The transcript has 6 exons. Gene Ontology annotation, biological process: protein polyubiquitination; proteasome-mediated ubiquitin-dependent protein catabolic process; DNA repair. NCBI's taxonomy places the organism in Eukaryota, Metazoa, Chordata, Aves, Passeriformes, Paridae.
CCCCGCCCCGCGCACGGAGCCGCCAUUGCGGGUUGUUUGUGCGGGCGCGCAGCGGGCGCGGGCGGGAGGCGGCGCCGCGGCUCCGCCAUGUCCACCCCGGCGCGCCGCCGCCUGAUGCGCGACUUCAAGAGAUUGCAAGAAGACCCUCCUGUGGGUGUCAGUGGUGCACCAUCUGAGAAUAAUAUAAUGCAAUGGAAUGCAGUUAUAUUUGGACCAGAAGGGACACCUUUUGAAGAUGGUACUUUUAAACUAGUAAUAGAAUUUUCUGAAGAAUAUCCAAAUAAGCCUCCAACUGUUAGGUUUUUAUCAAAAAUGUUCCAUCCAAAUGUAUAUGCAGAUGGCAGCAUAUGUUUAGAUAUUCUUCAGAAUCGCUGGAGUCCAACAUACGAUGUUUCAUCUAUUUUAACUUCAAUUCAGUCUCUGCUUGAUGAACCCAAUCCAAACAGUCCAGCAAACAGUCAGGCAGCACAACUUUACCAGGAGAACAAACGUGAAUAUGAGAAAAGAGUUUCAGCUAUUGUCGAACAAAGUUGGAAUGAUUCGUAACAGCGCUGUGUUACUCUCCAUCCUCAUAAUCAUUAUGUACAAUUUAACUCUCAAUAGAAAGGCUACCAGAAAUUUCAAGUGCCACAGUUCUAUGAAUUUGCAUAAAAACUCAUUUGCAAACAAAAUUAAGCCCUCCAGUUUAGGGAAAGCUAAAAGCUUGUGUAUCUCAAUUAACAUCCUUUUUAUUGCAUGGUAAGAACUAAGUUAUUGCUACAUAAAUUUGUAAUAUAUCCUGUUUGUAUUUUUUUUUCCAAGUGUAUGUUGGUGUGGAGUUUUCAUGACAAGAAUAUACACAUUUUGUAAAUCUGUACUUUUUCAAAUAUUGAAUGCCUUAUUUUUGAAUUCUUUAGAUUUUUAAAUUGGAGAAAAGCACUUAAAAAAGUUUUUAUAUAUGAAUAUUUAAUGUAAAACUGUUAAAUACAUAACCUUAGUGCAAGACAUUCUGCUCUCACUCUAUCUUUUUCCAAGGGCUCAAUUUUUGUCCAUGCUAUUGAUAGCCUGCACUUUACAAACAGAAAAGUUAAUCCACAAUGCAACUGUCUUCAUGGCAUGUCUUUGCUUCUGCACCACGGCUUGCCUUGAUUCUGUGUGUCCUCAGUUGUAUGAGGAAGAGACGUUUUGGUAGUUGUCAAUUACAAAUGGGGAAACAGAUGUAAUGAUUUUGCUAAAAGUCCCACCUUAAACCAGCAGCAGACUUGCAAACAUAACUUGGAUGACCAGGCUUGGUGAUAAAAUUAUCUUUAUUUUUCUGAAAUAUUGUAUUUUACCAACCUGGAAAAUGUUGCCAUCUAAAUCUGUCCUAUAUUCACAUAGUGCGACUGUAAUAUAGUUUUGAAUAUCUUCUAAUAAUUAAAGAAGGUUUCCCCUUAGUUUCCCUUGGGGGUAGGGAAAAAAAUCACCAAUAGAAGAAAACAUCUACAGAUCUAACGGAGUUCGACUGUGUACCGUGUGGUCUGGUCUCACGUCUGUAUCACACAGGCUCCACAUAUUCUUAAACUGACAGCUUAAAGAACUUUGGCUUUGAUUUUUAAUUGUUGAUUUGGUAAUUUCUUACUGUAUUCUGUAAACCACAUUAGCUGACUAACAAAAAUAAUUAAGCCACUUUUUUUCUUCCAGCAUUAAACUAUUAACAACUUUGUCAUAA